Molecule: messenger RNA, 1081 nt
Organism: Amphimedon queenslandica
Lineage: Eukaryota; Metazoa; Porifera; Demospongiae; Haplosclerida; Niphatidae
Product: protein YIPF6-like
Exons: 6
Coding region: 22-654 (210 amino acids)
Biological process (GO): endoplasmic reticulum to Golgi vesicle-mediated transport
Cellular component (GO): trans-Golgi network; membrane
Source: RefSeq, a predicted model, not a curated record
UUAAUAAUUAACUGGUUAAUUAUGGCUGCCGAAGAAGUCAGUGGAAAUAUUGUUGAUACUCAGUCUCGUGGACGAGAGAAUGACAUUGGGACGUUAGAUGAACCUGUAUACGUGACAAUAAAAAGAGAUUUAAAGGCCAUCCUUACCAAAUGUUGGUAUGUACUCCUACCAGGCCGCAACAAGGCACUGCUCCACGAUUGGGACUUAUGGGGCCCUUUAUUGCUGUGCCUUCUACUUGGAUUAUUACUGCAUGGGGCGGGGCAUGGAAGUAACGAGGAGCCCACUAUACAUUUUGUACAUGUGUUUGUCAUGGUUUGGGGCGGGGCUGCAGUCGUAACCAUCAAUGCUCAGUUGCUGAGGGGAAAAGUUUCAUUCUUCCAGAGUGUCUGUACAUUAGGAUACUGUCUCCUCCCACUGACUCUUGCUGUCUUGCUCUCUCGUCUUCUGUUAACACUUCCUGUUCCGCCUUCCGCCAUUUUUAUAAUUAGACUUGUUAUUGUGGGCGUGGCUUUGUUUUGGUCUGUUUGGGGAUCUCUUGGUUUCUUGUCGGAGUACCUUCCAGCCAACAGGAAAGCUCUUGUAAUAUAUCCAGUACUUCUCUUUUACUUUGCCAUAAGCUGUCUUAUACUAGCACAAAAUGACAGUCUAAUAUGAUAGCAAUACAUUAUAAUUAUAAUAUUUACAAUUAUUAUUAUUAUUAUAGCUGAUAAUGGCUGAUAUUAAUUGUGACUUAUUAUUUAAUUCUUACAUGCAUUUACAUGUACAUGCUACUCUCUCUAUGACUCAAAAAUCCAAUUAUUGUUAUUUUGAUGGGCACCAUUAAUCCAGUUAUAUUUAUUAUCAUUAUUAUUAUUAUUAUUAUUAUUAUUAUUAUCAUUAUUAUUAUUAUUAUUAUUAUUAUUAUUAUACAAUACAACACACAGACAUACACAAUAAAAUACACUAAGGACAAAACAAGAAAUAAGAGAAACUUUAUUAUUAUUAUUAUCAUUAUUAUUAUUAUUAUUAUUGUUGUUGUUCUUGUAUUCCAUACUGAAAAAAAGAUACCAUGUAUAUUGGCACAACUCCAAUUUUCAUUGCA